AUGGCACCUGAAGAGAGAAUAAAGAUCAAAAAUAAGGAUAAGAGACAAAAACUCUUUCAAAGAAUUAAACAAGAAAAAAAUAAAGCUCGUCAUAAAUUAAGAGCUGAAAGAGCUAAAGAAGAAAGAGCCAAUCCAGAAUUAAAACAAGAAAGAUUAGCAAAUAAUGUACCAGAAACUAUUGAAUCCAAAAGAGUUUAUGAUGAAACAGUGGGACAAGAAAGAGAAGGUGAAGAUGAUUUUGAUUCAUAUUUUGAUGGUCGUGAACCAAAAAUUUUAUUAACUACAAAUGCUAAUGCAAGAAAAGCUGCAUAUGAAUUUGCUGAUAUGCUUAUGGAUGCUUUACCAAAUGUUACAUUUGUUAAACGUAAAAGAGAAUAUUCAAUGAAGGAUAUUUCAGGAUAUUGUACAAAUAGAGGAUUUACUGAUUUAAUUGUAAUAAAUGAAGAUAAAAAAAAUGUUAAUGGUAUAACAUUUAUUCAUUUACCUGAAGGUCCAACUUUUUAUUUUUCAAUAACUUCAUUAGUUAAUGGUAAAAAAAUUCAAGGUCAUGGUACAGCAACUGAUCAUAUUCCAGAAUUAGUUUUAAAUAAUUUUUCUACAAGAUUAGGUCAAACAGUUGGUAGAUUAUUUCAAUCAUUAUUCCCACAAAAACCUGAAUUUGAAGGUAGAAAUGUUGUUACUUUACACAAUCAAAGAGAUUUCAUAUUUUUCAGAAGACAUCGUUAUGUAUUUAGAAAUGAAGAAAAAGUUGGUUUACAAGAAUUAGGACCUCAAUUUACAUUAAAAUUAAGAAGAGUUCAAAAAGGUAUCAAGAACGAAAUCGAAUGGGAACACAGACCAGAUAUGGACAGAGACAAAAGAAAAUUCUAUUUGUGA
Messenger RNA from Hansenula ciferrii, 876 nucleotides. RefSeq names its product rRNA-binding ribosome biosynthesis protein RPF1 (gene RPF1). NCBI's taxonomy places the organism in Eukaryota, Fungi, Ascomycota, Saccharomycetes, Phaffomycetales, Wickerhamomycetaceae. Gene Ontology annotation, cellular component: nucleolus; preribosome, large subunit precursor. Gene Ontology annotation, molecular function: rRNA primary transcript binding. Gene Ontology annotation, biological process: maturation of 5.8S rRNA; maturation of LSU-rRNA. The record is from RefSeq and is a predicted model, not a curated record. The transcript has a single exon. Bases 1 to 876 code for a protein of 291 amino acids.